UCUGAGCCAACGGUCACAUUCAUGCGAUAUAAAUGCCAAAAACUUAUCGAUUUUAUUUCGUUGUGCGCCUUUUUGCACCAACAUCCAUGCGAAAUUAAUGCAAAAGAAAAAUGCAGCGCGGUAUAGACUCGUUCUUCAAGCGAGUGCCCAGCAAGAAAACCAGCGAUGAAGAUGCGACCUCGCCGCCAACGCCGGCGCCUCGAAAGCGGAAGGCCCUGGCCAUAUCCAGCGAUGAGGACGAGGUGCCCGCCAGUCCGCAGAUAAGCAAGCAUGGAAAGGAGCUGAAGAAAUCACGGCGUACACAUGAUGCCCCUGACAAUGGACACGCCACCAAGAAGCCCUCGUUGUCCAAGCUGAAGGAGCCGCCCAAGCAGCUGAAGAAGGUGGAUCCGACGGAGUUGUUUGGCGGCGAAACUACACGCAUAGAGGCGUCCAAGCCGAAGGAGCGUAGUCUUAUCGAAUUGGAAGAUGAGGACAUUGAUCGCAGUCUCAUGGAAGUAGAUGUGGAUGAUCUAAUUCCCAGUCCAGCGGCUAGCCGAAAAAGAAGCAAGGCCAGCAGCCCAACCAAGACUCCCAAGGAUGAGGCCAAGACGCCCAAGGUUGAGGCCAAGACCCCUAAUGUUGAGGCCAAGACGCCCAAGUCAGAGGCCAAGACACCCAAGGCGGAGACAAAGACUCCCAAAGCAGAGGCCAAGACUACCAAGGCUAAAACGCCUAAACAGGAAAAGCAUGUGGAUCUGGAGAGCAGCGUGCUGUCCGAUGAGGAGCGGCACGAGCGCAAACGCAUGGCCGCUGUACUCUAUCAGAAGUACAAGAAUCGGAGCAGCUGCCUAAAUCCGGGCAGCAAAGAGAUACCCAAAGGAUCGCCCGAUUGCUUGAAGGGAUUAACAUUCCUGGUCACUGGCAUAUUGGAGUCCAUGGAACGUGAUGAAGCCGCCUCGGUUAUUAAGGGAUUUGGUGGGCGUGUCAUGACAGUCGUGGGCAAAAAACUCAACUACUUGGUGGUGGGCGAGGAGGCAGGACCCAAAAAACUAGCCCAAGCUGAGGAGUUCCAUGUAACCAUACUCAGCGAGGAUGGACUCUUUGAUUUGAUAAGGGAAAAGUCUGGCGAAACUGUAAAAGCGAAGAGCUCCGAAGUAAAACAGGAGAAGAACAGCAGCCCGAAGAUGAAGAAUGAGCAUGAGAAGAGCAACCCAAAGGUUAAAAAGGAGCAUAAAGAGAAGAUAAGUCCGGAAAUCAAACGAGAGCAAGAGGAAAAAAGCAGCUCAAAAAUUAAAAGAGAAUUGGAGGAGAAGAGCAGCAGCGUUGCGAAGCAGGAGCAUGAACAUAAGAGCAGCUCCAAGAUUAAAAAGGAUCCAGACGAUCUGAACAGUAACGGCUUCCAGCAGGAGUCAAGCAGCAACGGGUUCAAGAUGAAGACCGAGCUAAGUUCCAGUUCACAGAUUAAAAGGGAACCCAACAACAAUGUGGCUGACGUUAAGGAGGAGGAUGUCAGCAUGAAUAUGGCCUUGGUGGACAAAUACAAGCCCACUUCAAUCAAGGACAUUGUGGGCCAGGCAGGAGCGAACAGCAAUGUAACCAAAUUGAUGAACUGGCUGUCCAAGUGGUAUGUGAAUCACGAUGGCAAGAAGAAACUACAGCGACCCAAUCCGUGGGCCAAAAAUGAUGAUGGCAGCUUUUACAAGGCUGCCCUGCUCUCCGGUCCGCCGGGCAUAGGCAAGACAACAACUGCGACGCUCGUGACCAAGGAGCUGGGCUUCGAUGCAGUGGAGUUCAAUGCCUCGGAUACGCGCAGCAAGCGCCUGCUCAAGGAGGAGGUGUCCAGCCUGCUGGGCAACAAGUCACUUGCUGGCUAUGCCAAUGGCAAGACGCAGGCGGUGUCCAAAAAGCAUGUGCUCAUCAUGGACGAGGUUGAUGGCAUGGCGGGCAAUGAGGAUCGCGGCGGCAUGCAGGAGCUGAUUGCCCUGAUCAAGGACAGCUCUGUACCCAUCAUAUGCAUGUGCAACGAUCGCAAUCAUCCCAAGAUACGCUCGCUGGUCAACUAUUGCUACGAUUUGCGUUUCCAGCGACCGCGCAUCGAGCAGAUCAAGGGGCGCAUCAUGAGCAUAUGCUUCAAGGAGAAAAUCAAAAUGUCGCCGGGCAAGCUGGAGGAGAUUAUAGGCGCCACUAACAAUGACAUCCGACAGACCAUCAAUCACAUUGCGCUGCUUAGCGCUGGCGAGCAGUUGCCAGGCAAUCCCUCAGCCACUCCACAGGUAGCCGCCAAGGAUUUGAAACUGGGACCUUGGGAGGUGGUGCGCAAGGUCUUCGCUGCAGAGGAGCACAAGCACAUGAGCAUCUUCGACAAAUGCGAUUUGUUCUUCCACGACUACAGCAUGGCGCCGCUGUUUGUGCAGCAGAAUUACCUUCAGGUAACACCGCAGGGCAAUCGUAAUGAGAUUCUCUCCAAGGUGGCGGCGACUGCAGAUGCACUCAGCCUUGGCGACAUGGUGGAUAAACGCAUUCGCGCCAACUCCGCCUGGAGUCUGCUGCCCACGCAGGCCGUCUUCAGCUCCCUGCUGCCUGGCGAAUAUAUGUGCGGUAAUUUUACGGGUCAGAUCAACUUUCCCGGCUGGCUGGGCAAGAAUUCGCGCAGCAACAAACGAUCGCGCCUCGCCCAGGAGCUGCACGAUCAUACGCGCAUCUGCACAUCGGGCUCCAGGCAAUCCGUACGUCUGGAAUAUGCGCCGCAUUUGCUGGGCAAUAUUGUGCGCCCGUUAGCUGAGGAUGGGCAGGAAGGCGUGGCUGCUGCGCUGCAGGUCAUGAAGGAUUAUCAUUUGCUGCGCGAGGACUUGGAAUCGUUGAUCGAACUGUCCAGCUGGCCAGGCAAAAAGUCUCCGAUGGAUGCUGUUGAUGGACGCGUCAAGGCGGCGCUUACACGUGCCUACAACAAAGAGGUAAUGCCGUAUUCGUACUCUGCGCAGGCCACCGUCAAAAAGAAGCGCGCCGAAGCAGCAGGUGAUGAGGAGGAGGCGGGUAUGCUGUAUGGCGAGGAUGAAGAAGGGGGCCAAGUUGUGCACUCCAGCGAAGAUGAAGACGACGACAAACUUGAAUUGGAUGCAUUGAUCAAGGCCAAAAAGAAGCCGGCACCAGCAGCUAAAAAGGCAAGUGGAUCAGGUGCAGCUAAACCCAAAGCCAAGGCCAAGAAAUAAGCAGUUCCUCACAUUGUUUAGUUAGUUAUGCAGCCAUUUAGCGAUAUUUCUGCACGAUUUUUUUUAUACAUUUAUUUUUUAGAAGCCCAAAAUCAGAUGUUAUUACAAACAAAAUUAUAUUUAAAAAGGCGCGGGCAUUAAACUGAAGCGAUUUAUUCAA
This is a messenger RNA of Drosophila mojavensis, 3351 nucleotides long. It is a transcript of the gene Gnf1, whose product is annotated as replication factor C subunit 1. The coding region runs from base 111 to 3191 and encodes 1026 amino acids. NCBI's taxonomy places the organism in Eukaryota, Metazoa, Arthropoda, Insecta, Diptera, Drosophilidae. Gene Ontology annotation, molecular function: DNA clamp loader activity; ATP binding; DNA binding. Gene Ontology annotation, biological process: DNA repair; DNA replication. The transcript has 3 exons. The record is from RefSeq and is a predicted model, not a curated record. Gene Ontology annotation, cellular component: DNA replication factor C complex; nucleus.